Vicia villosa (hairy vetch) is the source of this 1590-nucleotide messenger RNA. RefSeq lists its product as uncharacterized. The record is from RefSeq and is a predicted model, not a curated record. The transcript has 2 exons. The coding region runs from base 167 to 520 and encodes 117 amino acids. Lineage: Eukaryota; Viridiplantae; Streptophyta; Magnoliopsida; Fabales; Fabaceae.
AAGGUUUUAUAUUUGGACCACUCACAAACAUGGCACUACACUUGUCUAGUUAAUAUAAGGCACUUUUUGAUAAAGAUAACACCAAACUUUCCUUUCUAAACCUACCAACAGUUAUUUCAACCAGCUCAAUUUGUCAUACAAAGUAAAAAACCUGUCUAACAGAAAAAUGGGUUUGAGAGUACUAGCAACCUUUUCUCUUCUUGUUUUGGUCCAUCUCAUCAAUCUUGCUUCUUCAUAUCCUAUUAAGAACAACUUGCCUUCAGAUUUUGUGCAGAAAAGCAAGUUAGAAGAUAAGGCAAUAAAUGGAAGUAAGAUGGAAGGAGGUGGUACUCAUGGAGGAGGUCAUGGUGGCCAAUCACACGGAGGAGGAGCAGUUAUACCUAUUUAUGCAGCUGGGGCUGCAAACAAAAAUCACAACCAUCGUGGUGCUGCCGACUGCAACCUCAACAAAAUCAAAUUUUCCUCCAUGCUUAUGAUGAUAUUUGUCUAUCCUCUGAUGCUGCUUAGUUUGUUAACAUAGAAAUUACAAAAAUAGCUCAGUAAAUGUUAUGCAAUAAAUGUAACACAUUUUUUUCCCUACAGUAAUGUUUUCUAGUUCCCUAAUAAUAAGGAGUAAUGUAUUUUGUUCAGUUAGGAAUUAUGACACUAUGCAGAAUGUGUCAAAGAAAGAAUGUUAACAUGCUCAAAUUAUCAAAUUAACAUACAAAUGAAAUAAAGUUAUAGAUUUCAUGUAAGCAGAAAGUUACCUUUGCCCGGAUCAGUGGUAAGUCUGAAAAAUACAAAUUAGUUAGGUUGUCGUGACAUGAUACAUGAAUAUAACAGAAAACAGCUCCGCGCAAAUAUUAUAACUUUUCAUAAUUGAUUUCGCUUAAGAUACAAAUUUGAAGCAGUGUUUGCAAGUUUAAUGUUACAGUUUAUACAGUGAACUAAAGUUCAUCUUUAGUAAUAUUAAAGCUGUCCAGCAAAAUUGGCACUCAUAAUAGUUUUAGAACUAUUUUCCCUGCUCAAAAUACCAUUGUUAUUUUCUUCCAAAUCGGGGUCAUGUUACCUGUGAUUUUUGCACAGACAUGUCUUUUUUUUUAGUCGAAUAAAGAAGAAAAUAGCUAAAAUCCAGAAAACUACAAUCCAAAAGAGAAACACAGAUGCAAAGUCUGCUGAUAAGGGAAUCAAAAUAAAGGAGGAGAAACAAUAAAUUUAACUAAUCCAAUCACUUCAGAUGUCCAAAGUGGACUAAUAUUCAUCUUACAUCAAUCAUACUGAUUAAAUUAACACAAUAGUACAUAUUGGUUAGACCGAGUACGAGAGAAUCAUCAUAGGAAAGCGUAUAUACACAAAAUGCUCUCCAAUAUUCUAAAUUUCAAAUAGCUAUAAAUAACUUAGAUAAUGCAAAGAUUACAAUUAGGCGUCAUUUUCAGAAAUGAGUAAGGUGCUCAAGUUUCCGGGCCUGAAAAAACCUAGAACGCCCUUUACCACUUGAUUCUAUUUCUUCACUUCUCUUCUUGGAAGUGGUGAAACCCAUAUUGUUCAAUUUCAAUUGCCGUUUGCCAUUACUAUUAUUGCCGUUGCCGUCUUCAUCCAAGUCAGACUCCC